GUGCACCCAUCCAUUCAUUUCGCUCCAUCCAAAUUAAUACCCUUAUCACAUCCCUCUUCCCCCUCCGCCAUCAAUGGCUGGCACAGGGGAAGACCGCCAAGAGCAAGGCAGUAGUACUCCUCUCCUCCUCAGACACCGCGCCGGCGGCCGAUCCCUCUGCUUCCUCUCCGCCGUCGCCUCCAGCUUCCGGCUGAAAACGACGGUGUGGGCGGAGCUGGGCGGCUCCGUGGGAGACCUCGGCACCUACAUUCCCAUCGUGCUCGCCCUGUCCCUCGUCAACGGCCUCGACCUGGGCACCACCCUCGUCUUCACCGCCCUCUACAACGCUGCCACCGGCCUCCUCUUCGGCAUCCCCAUGCCCGUCCAGCCCAUGAAGUCCAUCGCCGCCGUCGCCAUCUCCGAGUCCUCCACACCCCUCUCCAUCCCGGAGAUCAUGGCCGCCGGGCUCUCCACCGCCGUCGUCCUCUUCCUCCUAGGCGCCACCGGCCUAAUGUCCUUCCUCUACCGCUUCAUCCCCGUCCCCGUCGUCCGCGGGGUCCAGCUCUCCCAGGGCCUCUCCUUCGCCUUCUCCGCCAUCAAGUACAUCCGCCACGACCAGGACUUCGCGGCCGCCAAGUCCGGCGGCCCCCGCCCCUGGCUCGGCCUCGACGGCCUCCUCCUCGCCCUCUCCACCCUCCUCUUCGUCAUCCUCGUCACCGGCUCCGGCGGGGACGAGGAGGACCGGGAUCGACAACGGCAAUUCGAAUCCCCGCCUCACAGCUCCGCCCAUCGCCCUCAUGGCCGCCGCUGGAAGAGGUCGUGCAUCCCUUCCUCGAGGAUCCCCGCCGCGCUAUUGGUAUUCUUGUUAGGGCUGGCCCUCUGCUUCGUUCGAGACCCAUCCAUCAUCGGAGACCUCCGAUUCGGGCCUUCGAAGCUCCAGAUCGUGAGGAUGACGUGGAACGACUGGAAGGUGGGAUUCUUGCGGGCGGCGAUCCCGCAGAUCCCCCUCUCGGUGCUCAACUCGGUGAUCGCCGUGUGCAAGCUCUCCGCCGACCUCUUCCCGGAGCGGGAGGUGUCCGCGGCGGCGGUGUCGGUGAGCGUGGGGCUGAUGAAUCUGGUGGGGUGCUGGUUCGGGGCGAUGCCGGUCUGCCACGGCGCCGGCGGGCUGGCCGGGCAGUACCGGUUCGGCGGCCGGAGCGGAGCGUCGGUCCUGUUCCUAGCCGUGGGGAAGCUGGCGCUGGGGCUGGCCUUCGGGAGCUCGUUCGUCAGGAUCCUGGGCGAGUUCCCCAUCGGGAUCCUCGGGGUGCUGCUGCUCUUCUCCGGGAUCGAGCUGGCCAUGGCGUCGAGGGACAUGGGCACCAAGGAGGAGUCCUUCGUCAUGCUCGUCUGCGCGGCCGUCUCCCUGACGGGGUCCAGCGCCGCGCUCGGGUUCGGCUGCGGGAUUCUGCUCUACCUUCUCCUCAGGCUCAGGGAGCUCGACUGCUAUACUCUCGCUCUCGCAAAUCGUGGUGGUGGUGUCGCUGCUCAGAUCGGGGAGCAAGCUGGGGUCUAGUUUGCAUGUUUCAAUCGCCGGUUACAAGAACAGGAGAAAAGGCUCGGCCAUCAAUCUUGAUUUGUCCUGUUAUUUCUAUAAUAGCGGUGGUUAUGGUUGAUCGGAAUCAGUAUGUUCCCCGGCCGUCUCCGUCUCCGUCUCAAAAAUAGGCGCUGUGAUGAAGUUACAUGCGCUGCCACUUGUAUGUCCGUUCCAAACCAAGUCUAUGACCCUUUUUCGUAAGCCGGAUCAUCACUUUCCGAUCCCCCCCAAUCCAGCACGAACUAUGGUUGUAUUUGUUUUCUGAAUUAGGACCAUGCAGCACAAAAUGAGGCAUUGCUAUUUAGUUUAUUAGAUCUAACGUAUUUGUUCUUCACGUUCCGUCUCGCUACAAGAAAUCGCCAAACUAGAAUUUUGUGGAUGCAAGGCCUCGACAUGGCCCCGAGUUCGAGGCCCGCCCGAUCGAGCCAACUUCAGAAUGGGCUUUGGGUCUUGAAUGCAUCAUUGAUCUUUGGGCCGGAGUUCAGCCAACGCUUCGCCCAACUGGAAGUCCGAGCCCAAGGAACAGAAACCAUAGUCCGAGGAGCAGAAAGCUGGUGAACAUCUUGAGGUCAUUGCACUUCCGCUUCCGGCUUGUUUGGCCAGGCAGUCGAUUCUUCUAUUUUGUUUUCUGUCUGCUUCUCCAAAUCAUUGAAGCUACUACUAGCAGUUCAAUCUAUCAAUGUCUAAGUAAUUAAGUAUGAAAUGGAAAAUAAGUUUCAUAUCA
This is a messenger RNA of Phoenix dactylifera (date palm), 2276 nucleotides long. The record is from RefSeq and is a predicted model, not a curated record. Lineage: Eukaryota; Viridiplantae; Streptophyta; Magnoliopsida; Arecales; Arecaceae.